CGCGAUAACUCUCCCCUCCCGGCUGUCUAAACGCCAUAUUGUAAGUUUGGUUGUUAUUGAUGUUUGGGGCCUUCUGCGAGAUUUGCAGAAGCAGGAGAUACCGGGUGGGUGCAGGUGGCGAAGCUUGAACAGGAGGCGAACGUCUUAUCAGGCCGUGCGAUUCCAAGAAAGGGAGAAGAAGCUUCAGCUUUCCACGGCAAUGCAGAGCCACGGAAUUUGGAGCGAUGAAAAUGCAAGAAGGGCUGGAGGACUGUAGCCAGAGGCCUGACAUUGACCCUCUUCCUAUGUGAGUGUUCCAGCUGAAGCCAUAAUCCAGGAAUGGCGCAGGGAAGCCAGCCACUGGAUGUUAAGAAACUCCAUGAUCUCAAGCAACGCUUCCCUGAGAUCCCUGAUGGGGUCGUUUCUCAGUGUAUGCUGCAGAACAACAGCAAUCUGGAAGCCUGUUGUAGGGCUCUUGCACAGGAGAGCAGCAAGUACUUAUAUGGGGAAUAUCAUAGUCCAGAUGACUGCAGGAUAAACAGGAACCAUAUGCUUCAUAUCAACCUGGGAAUCCACUCCCCCACUGGCUUUCAGGCUGAUAACGUAAAAGCAAAUGGUGGGCGUACUUUGGUGCAUAGCUCGAGUGAUGGACACAUUGAUCCUCAAAGAGGAAACAGUGGCUCAAAGCAGCAGAUGAUAUGCAUGAUCCAAGAGCCACAUUCAGCCCCUGCUAUUGUAGCUCCUUCUCCUGGCUAUAAUCCUUUCUUCAUGAAUGAGCAAGCACGCUCUGCUGGCACGCCACCUCCUGUAUCUCUACCGCCUGGAAUGAAUACCUCUCCUAUGCAAGGACUGUCUCCCACUUUCACACCUAUUCCCAGAUAUGGUCUAAACCCAAUCACUGUCACAUUAUCUCCGAACAUCCCAGUAGCUCCUUGCGCCUUACAGCUUUCUUCUCAGAUAACAAAUUGCCCUUAUGGCACAGGUAGCAAUUCGGUCUACAUCAGGACAACCUCUUCACAGAGCCCUUCAGGUAGGCACACACCUCAGAGUUCACCAUGGCAUUCUCCUACAGCCCAAUGUCAUAUUCAGCCGUACAGCCAACAGCCUCAUCCCAUCUCAGUUUACCAGACCCAGCCAUUGCCUUACCAGCCCUCACAGUAUUCUUCUAAACAACCGCAAAUGUCCCAACAGCCGUAUCGUUCUCCACCUCCUUCUCAGUUUCCAUCUCCAUAUAGCUCACCACAGCAUCAGAUCCAAUCCAGUCAGCCUGGCCACCAGACCGCUCAUGUUUUUAUGCCAAUUAGUCCCCCUACAAUGUCUAGUUUACCAUAUAACCAACAACAGCAGUCUCCAAGUUAUCAACAGCAAGGAGCACAGCCUGGGUCGUAUAUCCCAUAUUUAUCAAAGAAUCCCAUAAAAAAUCAAAUUGAAAUCACUCUAGAAACUCCCCAGAGGCCCCUGAACCGCAGCUCAUCACCAGUACCUAACCAGCAGCAAAGAGGUCAGAACAGUAUGUAUAUUGCCACAAACCCUGCACCUGGCUCUCCAUCAAGAGGAAUAUCUGGAGUUCCAGUGAACAUUGGAGGGCAACCUCAGUCAGCAAGUUUUAUUCCUGCAAUGUAUAUACACCAGGGCCUACCACUCACUCAACAAGCUCCAACACCCCCUCAAGAAGGCAGUGGCGGAGGACAGGUUGCUGCCAGUAGCCCUAAAGCCAGAGUCGCACAGGCUAAUAAUUCUUCUUACACCUUCAAGAUCAAAGUAUCUCCACGGAUGCAAGUACAAAGGCAAUCGGAUUCUCCUACCUUGGAGAGUGAAAGUAUCUUAAACUUGGUUGAGGAAGGAGAACAUACUGGUGCCCCUGAGCCAAUUCAGCCUAUUUCUGCUCUGCCUGGCACUUUUGGUGAUAGAAGGAGCAGGGAGUAUCACAGGAAGUCCAGCUCUGGCUCAGAUGACUAUGCUUAUACACAAGCUCUGCUGUUGCACCAAAGAGCUAGAAUGGAGCGACUUGUGAAAGAACUCCAAAUUGAGCAGCAGAAAUUGGAGCACCUCAAGUCUGAUGUUAAUGAAAUGGAGUAUGACCUCAUGCAAAGACGUUUACGAAGGGUUAAUGCCACUUACCUUAUUCCUGCUCCAGAGGACAUGACGAGACAAAGAAAUCUGAACAGACAGCUUCAAAUUGAUAUUGACUGUAUGCUGAAAGAAACUGACCUCCUUCGGUCUAGAGGAAAAUUUGAUCCAAAUGCUGUGAACAGUUUCUAUGACAAUAUUCCACCCGGACCUAUUGUACCCCCAAAGCCAGUUAAAAAAGGGCACCCGUCGUCUGCUAAAGCCCCUGCUGUCCAGCAGCCAAGAGAUGAAGACUUUGAAGGGGCCCAUUGGAAUUGUGAGAGCUGCACUUUCCUGAACCACCCAGCAUUAAACCGAUGUGAGCAGUGUGAAAUGCCACGAUACACCUGAACAGAAAAAAGGACAACAUCAGGGUGGCUCGAGGUGGGUGAAGGAAACGGACAUGAAUGCACCCAUUUCCACAAAGCUAUAUGGGAUAUGAACAGAGAAGCUGCAUGUCAACUUCAAUAUUGGAAGGCUCUUCAGGAAGAGCGCCAAAGGAAGACAUGUUUUUUUAUUUAUUUUGUUUUAACUUUCCCAGCAUUCCUAUGAAUAUGUAAUUGAAUGUGAAGAAAGCUGAUGCAUUUUGAAAAGGAGAAUCCUGAUGUAAAGUAAGGUUCUUUUCAUGACCCUUUUCUGAAUGAAAGGCUUUUAUUCACAUUUUCCUUUCAGCGACUUACAUGGACAGGAAAACAAACAGGUAGUUUUUUGUUUUAAAAGUCUUGAAUUAUUGAACUGUGGCUGUUGUUUUAAAAAAAAAAAA
Molecule: messenger RNA, 2851 nt
Organism: Polypterus senegalus (gray bichir)
Lineage: Eukaryota; Metazoa; Chordata; Cladistia; Polypteriformes; Polypteridae
Gene: tab3
Product: TGF-beta activated kinase 1 (MAP3K7) binding protein 3
Exons: 7
Coding region: 319-2439 (706 amino acids)
Cellular component (GO): extracellular exosome
Molecular function (GO): ubiquitin binding
Source: RefSeq, a predicted model, not a curated record